Messenger RNA from Rhodotorula toruloides NP11, 1005 nucleotides. RefSeq lists its product as uncharacterized. The record is from RefSeq and is a predicted model, not a curated record. NCBI's taxonomy places the organism in Eukaryota, Fungi, Basidiomycota, Microbotryomycetes, Sporidiobolales, Sporidiobolaceae. Bases 1 to 1005 code for a protein of 334 amino acids. The transcript is spliced from 3 exons.
AUGCAGACUCGCAACAAGGCGGCGCGGAUUUCCCCCUCACAGUCACCGGAAAAGCCUUCUGCAGCAGUCGCCGAGUCGCCAUCUCCAGAAGGAGUGGACGACAGCGGAUUUUGGGACGAGGAGAAGCAGGUUGGGAAGAAGCGGACUCGCGGCGGAGGACAUUUCGCGAGGAAGACCGCGAAUCGAGGAAUGGUAGCGGGUACUGCGGUAGGCGAAGCCGAAGAAGAACCCGUCGGACGGGUCACUCAAGCGCGGAGGCGGAUUCAAGGUGUUGAAGCUGCUCGCGGGAACUACCCAUCGCCAUCCCCUGAGCUACAUCGCUCGCCCGAAAAGGUCGCUACCUUCAACGAGACUUCCGCUUCGCAAAACCCGCCCAAACCCCGCUCUUCCAGGCCCUCACCGCAGUGGCUGUUCGACGUCGAUCCCGUGUUGGCCAGCUCCAACGCCGAAGCGGAGGGAUCAGAGCCUUCGAAGCAGCGGAAGACCAGUCUGCUUGCUAGUCCCGAGAAGCCGCAAGCUGUCGAUCGCGCAUCGAGCAUCGUAGGUCGGCACAAGCACAAACCCGUCGUCGUCAGUAGGUCCCCGUCCUCAGGCACCCUUUUGCAUCGACGGCCGGAGAACGCGUCGUUUUUCGAAGUGAUCGUUAAGGACGACGCCUUCGCGAUCAUCACCGCGACUUGCGACUUGCGAGCGAGGAAAGCGCGCGGCCUCGUCGUCCCUGCUCAGGUUCUCUACCCGCUUCGCGUCCUCCGCAGCACCGAUGCUUGGCCUUUCACUCUCUAUCGCUUCCCUCUACCCUCUCUAGUGACAGCCGAGACGCUCAGCAGCGUCAACGUCGCUUGCUACGAGCGAGUCUUCGCGGGACCCACGGAAAACGCGAAGGUCGACGCGCUCUCGGUUGGCCACCAGGACUCGGAGGCAGAAGCAAAUAAGUGGGACGAAGGGCGAGCGGUCCACUGGCUUUUGGAGGUCUCGAAGGACAGGGCGGAGUGGGUUAUCAAGUGA